Molecule: messenger RNA, 1653 nt
Organism: Scheffersomyces coipomensis
Lineage: Eukaryota; Fungi; Ascomycota; Pichiomycetes; Serinales; Debaryomycetaceae
Exons: 1
Coding region: 1-1653 (550 amino acids)
Biological process (GO): DNA synthesis involved in DNA repair; DNA-templated DNA replication
Cellular component (GO): nucleus
Molecular function (GO): ATP hydrolysis activity; enzyme activator activity; ATP binding
Source: RefSeq, a predicted model, not a curated record
AUGACCAAUGAAGGUAAUAAUGAUAAACUACACGAACGACUCCUAUUGCCGUUAGCAGAAGCCAUACGGCCUCAAAGUUUGACAGAGUAUAUUGGACAACUGGGUCUUAUCAAUACUACCAAUGGAGAAAUUUGGAAUUUUAUAAGGUUGGGAUAUUUACCUUCCAUGAUCCUUUAUGGACCGCCAGGAGUUGGUAAAACCACUAUAGCUUCCUUGAUUGCUGAGAAAUGUGGAUACAUAUUUACAGAAUUAUCAGCUACUGAUACUACUAUUGCUGAAUUGAAAGAUUUACUGAUAACUAUUGAACGAGAAAAUGCCAAACGAUUAGAUUCAAAAGACGGACAAUUAUUAAAGAUUGUUAUAUUCAUUGAUGAGAUUCAUCGAUUUUCAACUAAACAACAGGAUUUCUUAUUACCUUAUGUUGAAAGUGGGAAUUUUGUAUUUAUAGGAGCUACUACUAUAAAUCCUCAUAAAAGAAUACGACGAGCCAUAUUAUCAAGAUGUCAAAUAUUUCAAUUAAAUUUAUUAACAUCAGAUGAAAUCAUGCAAAUUUUGAAAAGAGCUAUGUUAUUUGAAAAUAUUAGACGAAAACAUUUACAUAAAUUACGAUUUUUAAGUUAUGAUGAUGAUUGUUUAAACUUAAUUAUCAAUUAUGCUCAAGGUGAUACGCGUAUUGGGAUUGGAUUAAUUGAAUUAAUCAGUACUAAAUUUGCAACUGAUGUGUAUAAAUAUAGUGGAGGAAGUGAACCAGUGAGUUUGAAUGUGAUUGAAUUGAAGGAUUCCAUAAAGAGUUUAAGAUAUUCAUUACAAGGUUUACAAGAUGAAUCCAAUUUAAAGAUAUUUAAGAGUUUAUUUGAUGCAUUACGUUGUAUAAUUCCAUCUGAGGAGUUUAAACAAGAUAUUACUGAUGAUGGCAAACUGUCAGACAAACCCACUGCGAAGGCAACAAAAGAUAAGAAGGAUGAAGAGGUUACUCUUGAUUACUUUCUUGAUGAUUUUAAAAGUAGAUAUAUCGAUCCUGAUGAUAAAGAUUAUGAAUAUUUACAUCAAAUGCAAGUAUCUGAUGAUAGUGAUAUUGAAGAAGGAGGUGAUAUUUAUGGUUGUUCCACUAGUGAAGUAAAACUUAUCGAUCCAUCUAAAUCAUCUACAUUAGAACACUUCCAAUUAUCAGCUGUCUUCUAUACUCAAUUACUAUUAAAAAGAGGAGAAUCACCUAUAUUUAUUGGAAAGCAAUUGAUCUUAUUCACUAUCUUAUAUGUUAAAACAGAUGUGUUUUCAUUAAGAAAAAUAUUGAAUGCUUUAAAAGCUGUCAAAUAUUCGAAUGCAAAUGUUGAUAUAGUCUUAUCCAAUUGUGUGGAAUGGUUAACCAAACAACCUAAAUUGAUCCUAGAUUCCAGUAAUGAUAUCAAAAGACAAUUACAAUGGAUAAAGAGAUUCCAUAAACGUCAAUCAAAUCUGGCUGUAAAUAAUGAUGAUGAUACUUUGGUACAAAAUAUUCUGUUCGAUAUAGAUUAUGAUUCUGAUACCAUUGAUCGAUUGCUACAUGAUGUGCCUAAUGAUGUGGAAGGUGUUGAUCAGAAUCCAGGGUUUGUAGUUAAGAGUUUUGAUGAAUUUAAAGAUGAUGAUGAUUUUAAUAUUGGUAAGGAUUUUUAA